CGUCAAAUGACAAUCAAAAGUAAAUGAGUUAAACAGGUACAUACAUACCUACUACCGUAAUGAAUUAAAUAAAGAUGAAAGAUGAUUAGUCAUUCAUUAAUCAUUCAUUGAUGACUUGACGUUUCAGUACCCAAGCUUCUGCAAAUUUCAUGUGCUAUGGUUUUGUAAAACGAUUACCGUAAAACUUACGGAAUCACUAUGAAUAAAAAAACUAUACAUAUUACUUUAUCAUCAUGUAGUACAGAAUAUUAACUAAGUAUUAAAUCAACAGCGAUUUAAUUUAACGAUUUCGUCACAAUCUUGAAUAAUAAAUACGUCAUAUCUACUUUAACCACAGCUGAUUGAGGUAUAAAACUAUGAGUUUCCUUGAAAACUUCUAGUACGGACUUGGUCAGCGUUGACGAUAACAGUUCAAUUAAAUUUGACGUCGAUUUUGACCGUAAUAUUUGUUGUUUGAGUUCUUCGAUAACCUUGGUUAUUUAAAAGGGUCUGUUGAUACAAUUUAAAAGUUAAUAACUAGAUGGCCGCGAUGUUACAGAGUGCUUCUAAAGUGACGAUAAAUACUGGAAAUGUCUUGAAUUUGAUUGACAUAAAGAAAAAAGCUGGGCAAAAUGUGACUGAGGAGCUUUCAGAAAGUAUCAAAUUAACUCUAUCCGAAUGGAGUACGGAAAACGGGAAGCCGUUACAGAAUGGAUCGGCGUUGUCCCACGAAGUUCCAGAAAGGUCUUCUCACUCAACGAACCUAGUCGAUUCCACGGCUGAGACCGAUGUAUAUAUAACAAGGCCUCAUGAUGAUAUCAAAACGAAAAUGAGCGAGGAGGAGAGAAAGAAUCUGAAGAUUGGCGUCAAGAUCUUCAUCAAUGAAGACAGCACGGUUGCAUUAAAGGAGUCACUUGAAAAUGUAUUCACAGCUUUACAAACGGAGUACAUAGACAACGUGAUCCUCUCAUACAAUCCGGAUUUCUUGAACACAGUGGAGGCCGGCAACGAAGCAGAUCUAAGGAAUAGUUAUUCAGCCAAAACGUCGCCUAUCUCGCUUGGUAGUAACGUCGCCAAAAUACCCAGUACGGAAAUAGAGGCGGACAGUGAAGCGGAUGCUAGAAAAUGUGAAGCUAUAUUACCUGGAAUCAAAGUUCUGUGGGCUGUUUUAGAAGACUAUGUGAAAGAAGGACGCGUGAAGCAGCUCGGCGUGGCGGACGUGGGUGGCGGCUGCCUGAGGGUGCUGCACGCGUGGUCCCGCGUCCGUCCCGCCAUCGCGCAGAUCAACCUGGCCUCGUGCUGCGUGGUCCCGCCGGCCCUGCACGCGUUCUGCCGCGCCAACGACGUCCAGCUGCUCACACACGCCGACCCGCCGAAUAUAUUAUCGGAAGCCGCAUCGAAAACUCAAACCGCCGGUGGCACGGCGUGCGCGACGCUGGACUGGUGCGCGCGGUACCAGGUUCACAUAAAAUGUCGCGGCGUACUCGCAUUGAAAGGAUACGUUUGUAAGGCGACCAUAGAUAAUUUACAUGGCCAUAAAUAAUGUAAACGAAAAAAUGUUGAGUGAGAAAAUAUCCUUUUUUUUUUUGGACACAGUAUGUGCGAAGUUCAGGUCACAUUAAACAGUUGAUAAUUUAUUGAUUGACAAAAGUUUGUCUGCAUGAGAAAAUGAAUCUAUAAAAAAAAAAAUAUACAAAAUAAUAACACGUCACAAAACGUUCGCACAUUGACAAAUCUGUUUUACAGUUUGUAUUAUAUAAUGUCAAUAAUAUUUGAAAAAAAAACACAAAGGAUAAAAAGCCGUAUGUAUGGUUAUUAUAAAAAAAAAAAACUUUCAUCAAUGAAUUGAAAAGUUAUAACGUGUAAACCAGUGAACAAAUUCAGUGUAUUUUCGUUUUUUGACGUAAUAUUUAAAUACUUAGUAUGUCCAUUAGCAGUAUUGAAUUUAAUAGUGUCACGAUAAUUUGGUUGACAAAUGUAGGAAAAAAAAAAUCAAACGGAAAUUAUGUUUAUGUUAAGUUGUGAAAGAAAUAAGUGGGUAAAAAACAAAAAAGAAUUACAAACAUUUGGAAUUGUCGUUAAAAGGCUACUACACCCAACGAUCUGUUAACUGGACAAAAUGAUAUAGAUUAUUUCAAAAUCAACUUUAGAAUACAAUCUCGAACAUUUUAGUUGGGAAGUCAGAAUCUUCAAAAACGUUUUUAAUUAAAAAAAAAAAACAAAAAUCUAUUAUUUACGGACGUACUUAUUCAUGUUAUAGUGAAUAAAAAAUAAUUUAAGUUCACCACAGUUUCGAUAGUUUUGAGUUUGACAGAUCAGUUCCAGUGUUGCCACAGGUAAAAAUCAAAACACUUGCUACAUAUUGGACAUAAAACCUUUAUUUAAAUUAUAUUUUUAUAUUAUAUUUUAGCACAGAUAAUUUGAUUCAUAAUAACUAUAGCCAAGGAAAAACAAAAAAAAUGGCCCUUGAAUAAUAUAUGAAAUAAAAACUACUAUUUUGAAAGAAGUUUUAAAUAUAGCAGCCUAUUGAACGUAAUAUGAUUUCAGUUGAUUACAGACAAUAUAAAAUUGAAAGAGUUUGACUCUUAGUCAUUAUGUAUAGUUACCAAUAAUAUCUUAAGAACAAAGCCAGUGUUUUGUUUGUUUAUUGACACUUGACUUCACAAAACAAAAUGACUUACAGACGUGACAACCAUGGAGCACAAAUCUCGAUUUAAACAUUAAAAAAAAUUAUCUGUUCCAAUUUAGAUUAGAUUUUAUGGUGACAAGUGAAUUAUAUUGCUUUAAAUAAUUGGCCUAAAACAUAGAUAAAGGCCAUAUUUGCAAUAAUUUGUGGCAUUAUGUUUCUGCAAUCAAGAAAAGUGACUAUAAUACAUUAUACACUUAAAAUGGUGGAAAUAUUCCACAUGAUACUUGAAUACUUAAAAAAGUGAAAUCUAUACACUUAUAUAUGAUGUACUUAAGUUCCAUAUAUACGUAUGUAAAAUAGGAUAAAAAUUCUACUUGAAAUUUUUUGUAUGUAUUUUUUUUAUUACAAAUGGUCAUAAACAAAUUGAAAAACUUUUAAAGGGAGGGACUACUGUGUAUUUUAACAAGUAAUUUUGUUCAGUAACAUUGAUUAAUGAUGAACAUUAUAGUAUUUAAUUGAAAUCUAAUAAUUUUUAACUCUGUAUUUUUGUAGUAAAUAAUGUAUAUAUCCUUAAAAAAUAUGUACCCUUUAAAAAUCGAAUGAGAUAAGCUACCUAUGUAGCAAUUAAAAUAAAAAUUAGCUAUAUAACAUAAUGAACACUGGGUACAUUACUAUAAAAUCACAUUUUCUAUAAAAAUACAGAGCCACAAUGACUUAGAUACAUCAAUUUGUUUUUCUAUUUAUUUAUUUGGAUGAGAUGCAAUAAAAAAUAUUGGUGAAAGAAACCUGCUUGGUACAAUACGUUCAAUACAGGUCAUCAUUUUUUUGAUGUCUGUAAAAUAUCAGGAAUAUAUAUUAAAAAUAUUGUUAACAUUAUUUUGCAUGUCCCUAAUAAUUUUAGUUGGGUCAAUAAAAAUGUAUGUACUUUAUGUUAAGAAAAAUUUCAUUGUUGAAAUAGCAACAUUUUUUGUUUGUUUUAAGAAUCUAAUUUUGAUUUAGAUAUCGAAUUGAAAAUCUUUGAUUUGAUUCUUACAUUGGCCAUUUUAUUACCAGUUCUUUAUUUUACCAUUAAUCCUAAUUUAUUAAUGUUAAAUAUAUGUAGAACAAAUUAUUGGAUUCGUCACAGUCAAGCAUAAAGAAUAAUGUAACCCAGUGAUUUUAAAGUAUCUACUUUAUUCGGAGAAUAUUAAUUAAACAUUUAAUAUUUUUACAAGCAAAAAUAAAUUAUAAUUUUAAGGCCCUCAUUCAGAUAUAUUAUUAUAUUAUUAUGAAAUAUAUAUAGCCAUCUUUUACAACUAUACCUAUAUAUAUAAUAAUGCCUACAUAGUGAAUUAUGAAUGUAUAAUCUGUGCCUAAUAAUAGUUCAAUGUGUUAAUCAAGUAUCGAAUGUUUCAUUAUGAAAACCUAAUUGCCGUGAUUUAUUUAUUAAAUUAAAAUACCUAAGUACGCGUUGGCGAAUAAUAAUUAAAUUCCAUAAGUAGAUACAAUAGCACUAAGAAUAUGGUACAAAAUUAUCUUUUUUCCCCUUUAGUCACGGGUUGGGUUAGCGUUUUGCAAAAUGCAGGUUGUCUUAGGCAAUCUGAGCUACGGUAAAAAGCGGCGACUCUGUGCUCCAAUCGAAGAAAACCGGCGAAAAGAGUAUAUUUUCCAGCCGUUAGUUAUUUAAUAUUUUCCAAUAAUAUUAGCAUAGACAAUCAUAGAAGUUACAGUCGUGAACACGGAUGUACAUUUUUUGUACUUUUCAAAUUGUAACUUAAUCUAAUUUAUUAUAGAUUUUUAUAUCAACAUUUUUAGAGUACGUUCUCUGUAAAAGAAAAUCUUAAGAAAAUCUGACGAAAAUACUAAUCCUAUUCGAUUUUACUUAAGUAUGGAAUUCUGUCAAAAUAUUUUUAAACUUUCUGUAGUUUUUAAACAUAAACUAUUGGAUUCAAUCGCGUAGCAUUUAAUUUUUAUUAUGCUUUUUUUGUGUACCUAAAAUAACGGAUAAAAAAAUGUAACGGAUUUUCAAAAUAAUGCUUCUUAGGCACAAAAAUAAGAUGUGUAUUUAUAAUACGAUAGUUAUUUAAAACUAAUACUUGUUAAGUUAACGAAUAAAAUUCGAUAUUGUAAUCUCAGUGUAAGUUAGGAAAAAUUAUUUAUCUUGGUUAAAAAGUACCGUCUUAAACUGGGUAUUGGUGUAACAAGUAAUUUGGAAUGGCGACCAUUACCGAAGCGGGAAAAUGUUGUACGUAAUGUGAUUUUAACCCGACCCACAGAUCCAUUGGUUAAAUUAAAAGAUGAUCUUUCGUGAACGCGAUUUUGAUUGGUCGCGCCAAGUGUGACGCCUGACGCGUCCGCUGUAGAUUAUCUUACAUUACGCGGUAUUAAAUAAAGUUUUUUUUUUUAUUAUUAUCGAAAACUUCUGUCCGUAUUCUCGUUUGACUAAGGGAAGCUGUGCAAUUUGAACGAAGCGAAGGUGUAUUAGGGAUGGGAUUUUUUUUUCUAAUUUAAUGAUUCUUAAUUAUUUUUCACAUGGCAAUUGUUUUUGAGUUGCUACAAAAAGAGGUACGCUAGCUUAUCUGGUAUUUGGUGUUUUUUUUUUUUUUAAAUUGUACAUUGCUUAUGUAUUAAUAGAGCAUUUAUUUGAACGAUCUUAGAUGAAUUGUAUUUAAUAUUUAUUGGAAAAUACAUAUUUUAUUUGAGAGACGAAGAA
Molecule: messenger RNA, 5300 nt
Organism: Bombyx mori (domestic silkworm)
Lineage: Eukaryota; Metazoa; Arthropoda; Insecta; Lepidoptera; Bombycidae
Gene: Gclm
Product: glutamate--cysteine ligase regulatory subunit
Exons: 6
Coding region: 521-1522 (333 amino acids)
Biological process (GO): glutathione biosynthetic process
Cellular component (GO): glutamate-cysteine ligase complex
Molecular function (GO): enzyme regulator activity; glutamate-cysteine ligase catalytic subunit binding
Source: RefSeq, a predicted model, not a curated record